GCGAAGCAUACUUGUGUUUGCAACGGUUUGCAACAGCAAAUGUUUGCAUCAUAUUACUUAUGGGCUAAAUAAUGAAUAAAAUAACCGCAAGAUGAUUAGGAAUAAUAUACGGAGAGUGGGUCUCCUUGUCAGAGAAUACCAAUAUUGUUGCUCUUUGCCGAGAGUGACUCCGAAAUAUUCAACGUGGCUUGUUAAACGAUCUGUCUCGAGUGUCAGUAUGAAAUUUGUUAAGAAUAUCGGUCGGAGAUGGCGACUCGUCGUCCCAACUGGAGUAGGCUUCUCGCUGCUCGCAGUAACACAAUGGAAUUAUUUGCACCAGCAUGGAUAUCGGAUUGAUGUAGAUGAUGGGCCAGAAUUGCUGAAUGAUGUUAUGGUAACUUGCUAUUGUUGCUUGCCAUUGAGGACAACUAGCAGAAUAUGGGGCUGGCUGACGAGCAUCGAAUUGCCGGUUGGUCUCAGACCAACGUUGUACGGGUUUUACGCGAAUAUCUUUCAUGCCGAUCUAAAUGAGGUAGAGCUGGAUCUAUCUGCGUUUCCAAAUCUGGUGGAAUUUUUUGUUAGAAAGCUCAAGCAUAAUGCUAGACCAAUUGCUCAAAAUACAAAUAUGAUUUCACCUGCAGACGGUAAGGUGCUUUAUUUUGGACCAGUGACUUCUUGCCGUGUGGAACAAGUGAAAGGAGUAACAUAUGAUCUUAGACAGUUUCUGGGUGAUCAUUUAAACGAUCUCACAUUAAAUGAAAUCGCAAAAAAGACACAGAAGGACGAUUAUGUUAAGUCACUUUUGAAGAAUCCAGACAAUAGAUUACAUCAAUUGAUCGUUUACUUGGCACCUGGCGAUUAUCAUCGGUUCCAUAGUCCUACCGAUAUGAACAUAAAAUUUCGACGGCACUUUCCAGGAAAGCUACUGAGCGUCAAUCCAAAGGUGCUCAAAUUCAUGCCCAACUUGUUCUCGUUGAACGAACGCGUUGUGUAUGUCGGGGAAUGGGCAGGCGGCUUCAUGGCUUAUGCAGCAGUCGGAGCGACAAACGUGGGCUCCAUACGAGUCUAUUGCGACAAAGAAUUGGCGACUAAUACGGUGCACUGGCCGGAAAGCGCGCACUGGAAGGAAGCGAGUUUAGAUAACGCGCAUAUUGCCAAAGGUGAAUUGUUUGGCGAAUUCAGACUCGGAUCCACGAUCGUGCUUCUGUUUGAGGCACCGCGAGACUUUCAAUUCUCCUUGCAAAUUGGUCAAACUAUUAAAGUCGGUCAAGCAUUAAGUACAUUUUCUAGCAAAGAAUCCGACAAAAAACAAAUCGAACGACAGCACCUAAUUGUGAACGUCGCGCAGGAUUGGAGAGAUAUAUGGAAGCCUAGAAUAUAGAGUAAAGCAAAUAAGAUUAGGAACUAAUUUUAUUGGAGAAUUAAAGAAGAUGUGUCGGCACCUUGCACGCUCGUAUUUUUUUAUGUAUACGUGCGAAAUCGAAUUGUAGACGCAAUAAAGAAAACGCUAAGAGUUACGAGAGUUCUAGAGACUCUCAGUUUUCUCGAGUAAGUAUCGAUCCUGUGAUUAUUUUGUACGUAGUCGUGUUCGUGCGCGAGAAAAUCAUCUCAUGCGACUUAUCUGAAAUUACAUGUUAAUACAUCUCCCGCUAAAUAUACUCGUUCAUUACUUUAAUUGCGUAAUAUCAAGCAUCAC
This is a messenger RNA of Mycetomoellerius zeteki, 1675 nucleotides long. It is a transcript of the gene Pisd, whose product is annotated as phosphatidylserine decarboxylase. Lineage: Eukaryota; Metazoa; Arthropoda; Insecta; Hymenoptera; Formicidae. The record is from RefSeq and is a predicted model, not a curated record. Gene Ontology annotation, biological process: phosphatidylethanolamine biosynthetic process. The transcript is spliced from 5 exons. Gene Ontology annotation, cellular component: mitochondrion. The coding region runs from base 92 to 1360 and encodes 422 amino acids. Gene Ontology annotation, molecular function: phosphatidylserine decarboxylase activity.